UUCUCGCAGAGAGAGAGAGAGAGAGAGAGAGAGCUGAAGGUUACACAGCAAAAGCACCGGGUUGUUGUAGUCUUGUCUGUCUGCUGCGGAGGGUCACCGGGACGGACUGAGUGUGAGGCAGCAGGCGGGGUGAACAGCACCGAAGCGCGGACAUGGAUCCCAUGAAGGCACAGCAACUGGCGGCGGAGCUGGAGGUGGAGAUGAUGGCCGAUAUGUACAACCGAAUGACCAACGCCUGCCACAGGAAGUGUGUACCGCCUCAUUACAAGGAGGCGGAGCUAACGAAGGGAGAGUCUGUGUGCCUGGACCGCUGCGUAGCCAAAUACUUGGACCUUCACGAGAGGCUAGGACGCAAACUGACAGAGCUCUCAGUCCAGGACGAAGAGGUGAUGAGGAAAGCAGCUGUUGGGAGUGGAUAGAGGCGCUGAUGAAGGAAAUGAUGUGGAAUGGGGGGGGGGGUUACUACACGUCAUGAGCUGGGGUUUGCAUGGGCUAGGGUUUUAAUGUAAACGAUGGGGAAACUUAUAAAAGAAAUUAAAAUAAAUGUUGAGGCCAUUAAGAGAAGCUGCAGAAGGGGUUGGACAACGCACUGGAACACCUGGUGGAACGGCUGUACAUCUUAAAACUGCUUCUCUGGGUCAGUUUGAUCUGUUCUACAGCCUGGAGCUUAGUGCUUGAGCAGCUACCUAAGAAAGACUGAAAAUAAAGAAAAACUAGGACAUGUUAUGUUAUUUUUAAGUCAUACAUACUUUUUUCUUGUUUUCAUCUGCCAUGUGUGCAGAAACUGAAAUACAUUGUUGUUGCUGCAGAAACUGAGUUUUACCAAACAUCUAGAUCAUGCAACAGUUUGAAACGCACACCAUUGAUUUGAAAAUGUCAAGUCUUUGACCUCAUUUCCCCUUUGGACUGUCCUUUUUUUUGUUUUGUUUUGAGAGUAAACAUGUUCCCUCUUCACAAGGUCACAACCACAGCAUGAUAUCCAGGUGCAGGUACAUAUUUUUUACAAGCAGGCGUAGUGUUACAUCUGUUUUAAAGGUCCACUGUGUGUAAAAGGAAAAAUAAAAGAAUGAUGCUUAAUUUUAUUAAGUGUAAAAAUCACCUGAUUGGUUGAAUUAAUUGUUUUUUAUUACUUUCAGAUUUCCAUCUCGGAAACUCUGAUGUUAACUGAAGGCUAUGUAAUACCAAUAAAUCUUGCCAAAUUUUACACACUGUACCUUUUUAAACCUUGGAUUGGGACAUGCAGUAAAGUAAUGGGCCUUUUUCACAGCAGACACAUUGACAUGUUCUAGCAGGAAAUCAUGAACAUGAAUGGUCACACCAGUCAAAAUGGCUGCUAACAAUGUCCAGUAUAGCAGAAUGGUGUGAACCAAAAUAUCUUCUCAUGGAACAUGUUUACUGUAAGAUCCGGACGCCGAGCCUGGUCACAAGGACUUUUGUUGACUUAAUGUCACCUAUGUAGACUCUUGAGCUGUAUGUCUGUGGACCAUGUUUUUGACUGUGAUGUUUUUUUUUGUUUUGCUAAUCCCUGUGACACGGCUGCUUACCUGCGUAGAAGAGGAGCUGCUGUGUUUCAUUGUCAUUGACCCCAAUUAAACCAAGUUGUACUUUAAA
This is a messenger RNA of Solea solea (common sole), 1611 nucleotides long. It is a transcript of the gene timm10, whose product is annotated as translocase of inner mitochondrial membrane 10 homolog (yeast). The coding region runs from base 153 to 419 and encodes 88 amino acids. The transcript is spliced from 2 exons. The record is from RefSeq and is a predicted model, not a curated record. Gene Ontology annotation, biological process: protein insertion into mitochondrial inner membrane. Gene Ontology annotation, cellular component: mitochondrial inner membrane. Lineage: Eukaryota; Metazoa; Chordata; Actinopteri; Pleuronectiformes; Soleidae.